AUGUCGGCACCACAGAGGCUGACCGGCGAGCCAACUGCCGAGGCCGUGCUUGCUGCCUUGGAUGCAGCUCCCAAUGGCAAGAUCGCAGACACUCGACUUAUUGCACCCCAAGUGCCUACUACCGCUGCCGACCAGCAGACCGACCCGGUCAAGCGCUCGGAAGCCAACGAGGCCAUCUUCAAGGAGCGCGCACGAUGGCAGCUCGCCCUCUCAGACGUUUUAAAAUCGCUGCUCAGCAAAGAGAUGGUUGUCAUGGAGAAGCUUGAAGAAACUACUUCCGCCCCACUUGCAGAUGCGUUCGUCUUGCUCCAAAAUGGUUCGCCAGAGAUCCGCCUUGUUAAAGCGUUACCCAACCAGGAGGGCGUUGGCAAAUCCAUGGAUGAGCUCAAGCAGCUUUUGGGUGCUGACACGCUCAAGAAUGGUCAGAGCAAUGCCUUCCGUAAUAAGUGGGCCAAGAAGCUUCCAGAUGGCACUUUUGGCAGGACCGAAGCAACCCUCGGCAAGACCGACGCCGACUUGACCGACGAGAUUCAAGAGCAGAUCAACGAGGUGCUCAAGACCGGCACUCUUGCUGGUAAAGACGCGGCUGCUACCGACAAGAAGCUUGCAGAGCUGCGAAAGCGCAAGCUGCUAGCUACCCGCAAGCUCGUCUACUUUUCUAUCGCCAAGGGACCACAGUUCUCUCUCACUGUGCAGAAGCUCGAGACCGACCUCACCUUCGAGAUGCUUCAGUCUGGCUCAUGGAAGCAAGCGCCUUUCAAGAAGUACAACUUCAACGCAGAAGGUGCCGUCCCUGCAUCAGGUGCGUUGCAUCCUUUGCUCAAGGUCAGGGAAGAGUUCCGCAACAUCUUCUUCGAGAUGGGUUUCACCGAGAUGGCUACCGAUCGUUUCGUCGAGUCUUCCUUCUGGUGCUUCGACUCGCUCUUUGUUCCUCAGCAGCACCCAGCGAGAGACGUGCAAGACACCUUCUUCAUCAAAGACCCUCCUUAUGCCAAGCACAUUCCCGAAGACUACCUCAAGCGUGUCACCCAGGUUCAUCAGAAAGGCGGCUUCGGCUCCGUCGGGUACCGAUAUCCCUUCGACCGCAAGGUGACUGAAAAGCUUGUUCUUCGAACCCACACCACCGCCGUCUCAUCAGCGAUGCUCUACAACCUCGCCAACCAGCCCGGCGGUUUCAAACCAGCCAAGCUCUUCUCGAUCGACCGUGUCUUCCGUAACGAAGCCGUCGACGCAACUCACUUGGCCGAGUUCCACCAAGUCGAAGGUGUCGUCGCCGACUACAACAUCACCCUCGGCGACCUUAUCGGCUUCAUGGAGGUCUUCUUCAAGAAGAUGGGCGUCACCAAUUUACGUUUCAAGCCAGCAUACAACCCAUACACCGAACCUUCGCUCGAGAUCUUCUCCUACCACCAGGGCCUCAAGAAGUGGGUCGAGGUCGGUAACUCGGGCAUGUUCCGUCCAGAGAUGUUAAGACCCAUGGGCUUGCCAGAGGGUGUUAACGUGCUUGGUUGGGGUCUCAGUCUAGAGCGACCAACAAUGAUCAGGUACGCAGUCAAGGAUAUCAGGGAGUUGGUCGGUCACAAGGUUCCCAUUUCGUCGGUAGAGAACGCUCCCGCGACUCGUUUCUAG
This is a messenger RNA of Ustilago hordei, 1629 nucleotides long. RefSeq names its product putative FRS2 - phenylalanine--tRNA ligase beta chain, cytosolic. Gene Ontology annotation, biological process: phenylalanyl-tRNA aminoacylation. Gene Ontology annotation, cellular component: cytoplasm; cytosol; phenylalanine-tRNA ligase complex. The transcript has a single exon. Bases 1 to 1629 code for a protein of 542 amino acids. Gene Ontology annotation, molecular function: tRNA binding; phenylalanine-tRNA ligase activity; ATP binding. The record is from RefSeq and is a predicted model, not a curated record. Lineage: Eukaryota; Fungi; Basidiomycota; Ustilaginomycetes; Ustilaginales; Ustilaginaceae.